This is a messenger RNA of Tetrahymena thermophila SB210, 3924 nucleotides long. Its product is annotated as cation channel family protein. The transcript is spliced from 9 exons. NCBI's taxonomy places the organism in Eukaryota, Ciliophora, Oligohymenophorea, Hymenostomatida, Tetrahymenidae. Gene Ontology annotation, molecular function: voltage-gated potassium channel activity. Gene Ontology annotation, cellular component: membrane. The record is from RefSeq and is a predicted model, not a curated record. Gene Ontology annotation, biological process: regulation of membrane potential; potassium ion transmembrane transport.
AUGAGAGAUUCUUAGAGUUUAAAAUCACAAUAUUAAUUUGAUAAUUUUUUAAGUGUUUAAACAGAAAACUAAGAUAGCGAGAAUAUGAAAGAGUUAGAUGGUAAAGAGAAGAACGAUUUCAAUAAUAUAAAUGAGAUAAAUGCAUUUUCGCCUCUUUUUUAGCAAUGCUUUGAUGAAGACUUAAAUAUGAAAGAUUUAAUCCCAAAAAUAGAUCUAAAUAAAGAUGGUAGAGAAGUUAGAUAAUUGGAAACUUUAUUUACUUAAGAAGAUGAAUAAAUGCUGGAAAAGAAUAUACUUAGAUAAGAUCAAAGUAAUAAAAUUAGAGCACAUAAUAUUUUAACUUAAAAAUCAUCAGAUCAAAACAGUAUUUGUUUAUCAUAGUAGAAUUAGCUUUUUGAUUUAGAAUUAAAAAAUACUUAAGAUUCAAAAAUUGUAGAUGCAAACUCUAAUAAUAUAAGAAAUUCAUAUGCAUCUUACAACCUUAGCUAACUAACUGAAAAAAUAAGAAACUCAAUUAUUAAAAAUAGGAAAAUAUAACAAAUUUCACCAAAUUUUUAACCAGAAAAUAAAAGCAAAAAGAAUUCUUUGAUUAAUUUUACUGGCCUAGAUUUAAAUCAGAAAAAAAGUAAUCAAAGCAAUAGAAAAUGGAACGUAGCUGUAAAUUUAUCAACGGCUUUAAGAGUAAAGCAGAAGUUGAAGAGUUUUUUACCUCAGAAAUUUUCAAAAGUUAGCCAAUAUGAACUCACUUUGAUUGGAGAUGCUUCUUACAUGAAUGAAAAAAAUAAUUUAAUUGAAAUAAAUCAUAAGUAUAAGCUAUUAAGUGAUUUAAUAUCCCACAAAUUUCAUCCAGAAUCUAUGUUUGUUAUAAUUUUCAAGUUAAUUACUCUCAUUAUAACAACUCUUAACAUAAUAAUCAUACCAAUGAUCAUUACCUUCAACUUUCAAUCCAAUCAAAUAUUCUCAACGUUUUAUACUUUAAGUUUGAUUGUAUUUUUUAUAAGAAUGAUUAUUAAGUUUAAGACAGCUAUUUAUGAUAAAGGAGAAAUCAUUUAUUCAUCAAGUCUUAUAAUUAAAAAUUAUGUGAAAGAUGGGUUUAUUUUGGAUGUCAUUAGUUUGAUAGGAUAUGUAUUAGGAAUUUAUAGUAGCUAUUUUUUCCUAUUUACAUUCCUAAGAGUGAAUAAUAUAAUGAAAUUAAUGGAUGAUAUCAAUAACCGUUUUUAUCUGACUGAAAAAUAUUAAAAAUUUUGGGUUUUAACAAAACUCUUUGCUAUGAUCAUUUUGAUGAACCAUUUCUUUGCCUGUUUUUUUCACUACAUAGGAAACUAUUUUCAAAACGAUCCAUCUGAUACCUGGAUUAAAACUUAAGGCUUGGAUUCCUGCGAUUGGAUUUAAAGAUACACAGAAGCAUUAUAUUUUUCAUUUAUUACUUGCAUUACUAUAGGCUAUGGAGAUAUUACACCUAAAAAUGACUAUGAACGAUUAACUGUGAUAAUAUUUAGUUGUCUUUCAACUGUUUGCUUUUCUUACUCAGUUAACACAAUUGGCAGUAUCCUUCAAGAUUACUAAAACAAAUAUUAAAAAUAUAUAUAAAUGAGAUAUAACGCAAUUAAAUUCAUGGGAAAUAGAAAAAUAAAUAAGGAAUUGUAAAUGAGAGCAUUGAAAUACAUUGAGUAUAUUCAAACAAUUGAAGAAGACAGUCCAGAAAAUGGGCUGUCUGUGGUAAAUCAGAUGUCUAGUUAACUUAAGUUUUAGAUUUUCUCUGAUUUCUAUGGAAAAAUACUAUCUUAACAUAAAUAUUUUGCACUGAAUUACAGUAAAUAAACAAUCAAUAAAUUAUCUUCGAGAGUUUAAGAAAAAUUAUUUGUACCCGGAGAAGUCAUUUUUGAGCAAGGAGAGCAAGAUAUGAGACUUUUCUAUCUUAUAAAAGGUGAGUGUGAGUAUUAUUUGUAAAAUAAAGGAGGAAAUAAACAUUCAUAAAUUUAAUCUAUUGCUUUUACAAAUGAAUAAAAUUUUUUUGGAUACAAAGGGUUUAUUUCAGGUAUUCCAAGAGAGAUGAGUUGUAGAUCUACAAAUAUCACUCAUGUAUUUUACAUCUCUAGAGAUGAUUUAAUUAGUGUUUUAAAAGAAGAUCCUUUAGAUUAUGAAUAAUUUUGCAAAGUUAGAGAUCAAUACUAGUUAUACACUAGUUCUCUAGGAGAGCAAUGCUUUACUUGCAAAAGUUAUAAACAUACUAUGAUAUAAUGUCCCAAGAUUCACUUUAGUAAAAAUAGAUAGCUAUUAAUGUAUAAAUAUAACUAUAGUGCUGAUUAAAUUAGAUAGUACAAAAAAAGAAAAUGUUUAAAAUAUGCUACUAUUUUAAAUAUGGAUUUAAUUUCUUUUUGUGCUAAAAAAUAUAGAAAAAAUAUAACAACUUCUUUAAAUAGAUAAAGAAAUGAUGCUCCAAAUAAUAAAUUUAAUGAAAAUUAUCAAGAAUGCUUGAUUCCUGAUAAAAUAUACUCUCUUUAAUAUCCAUAUGUCAAAUUUUAAGGUCAAACUUUUAAAGAUAUUAAAUUGUAUGAUAACUAAGAUUUAGAUAGCGAUUCAUUUAGUGAUUCAGAUAGUAGCUAUUCUUAGUCUUCUUUACCUAGUUAAUAGACUAUAAACGAAGAUUAGUACAAUGAAGACUUGGAAGAGAAUGAUGAUGAUUAGGAUGACUUUAAUAAUUAAAAAUAACUUUUUUUAUAAAACUCUAAAAAAUCAAGUUAAGAUUAAGAAAAUAAAUAGUUACAGUCUAAUGAUGACAUAGAUUUAUUUUAGGAGAACAAAAUAAAAAGAAAUAAUUUCAUGCAGAGAAAAUUAAGCUAUUCUCCAACUAAAAAAAAAUCUUCAAGCCCUGAUCGCAAAAAAGAUUCACAUUAAAAUUCUUAAUAAAAGUAGGAAGAGGGAGAAAUCAACAUGAAAAAAAAGUUAUUUACCAAAUAGGUUGAAUCGAAAAAUUAAGGAGAUAUUGCAAAGAAAAUAAAUUCAUAGAAUAAAAUAAACUCUCUAGAAGAUUUAGAAAAAUAAUAAUGCAACUAACAAUAAAAUAACUCAUCAAACCCAACCUCUUUCUCACAAAUGUGCCUUUCUAAGAAAUCAUCUAAAUAAAGAAAUUUAAAUGAUUAAAAUAAAAAUUAAAAGUAAUUAUAAAAGCAUCAUAUUGAGUUUAAUAUUGAUAAUAUAUCAAUAUAAAAUUGGUUCGAAAGUAAAAAAUCAUACAAAUCAUAAAAAAGUUAAAAAUUGUUUGAUAGAUCUGAUAAACCUGGUAGUAUAGAGUCAUUAUAGAAUGAAAAUAAACUCUAUAAGUCUAUGAGUCAUAAAAUGUAAGAAAAAUGUAAUAUUUAAAAGCAAUAAAUUAGGAGAUAAAAAGCUAUAAAAUCUAUGACGCUUUUGUUAAAAUAAAAUAGCUAUAAAGAAUAAAAAUAAAUUAACAAUAACAUAAAUGAAUUACAUCUAGAGUUAAGUAAACAAAAAUUUAACUAAAUUUUAGAGAAGCAAAACCAAUUCAUGUAACAAAUUGCUAAAAGUAUUUAAUAAUUGUAAGAAAGCUAAAAAAAUAAUAUUUUAAAUUUAGCUGAUCAUAGUGCAAGCUAGCAUGAAUAAAAUUCUAAAGAUAAUGAAUAAAUGAAGCUGCAUAGAAUAAAUGUAAAAAAUACUUAAUAAAUUGAUUCAGAUUUAUUCUUUUAUGAGUUUGACAGUGUCAAAGAAUUCAAAAAAUAUUUUCCUUACAAUAAUGCCUCUUCGGUGUGUUAGAGUCUUAAACCUAAAGUGAAUUAAAACCAAUAAAUUAAUAAUUAAAGAUACAGCUUCUUGAGUAAAAGAUCGAUCUAUUAAAAAAAGAAUAGUCUUCUCUUAAAAUCCAAAUCAGAAUUUUAUAAGUAAAAAUAGUAACAAGAUAAAGAGUGA